AUGUCUGCCAUUGAUCCGUCAGCGACCAGCGCUGCAGCCGCCGUAUUCCAACGCUGGUCAGAUCGCCACACCAAGGCCCCGAGUCGGUACGUGGCCGAGCCGAGCGUAAGGCAGCCGCCGUCCGCCGGCGGACCUUCUGCACCGGAGAAGCACUCGGAGUCAAAGCCGCAGCAGCAUGCUGUGCAGACUCACGCAGUGGCGGGCUCGGACUCGGAGGAGGACAUGCCGUUGUCAAAGCGCAGGGCGGUCGUCGCUGCCGCCGACUCGGACUCGGAGGAUGACGCGCCGCUGUCAAAGCGCAAGGCGGUCGCCCGCGCAGUCGCCUCCAAGCCCAUGCCUAUGAUUCCCCGACCGGCGGCGGAGCAGGCGCUGCCCGCGAGCGCUCCGGAGCUGCCCCCCCACCAGGCGGCGCCAAGGUCGCGGGUGAUGGCGGAGCGGGUCGUGGACACCGUCCAGCAGUACUACGUCGACAGCGAGGCGGGGGCGGGCUGGCAGCGAGCCAGCGAGGUGGAGGCUGGGCUCGUCGCCGCCUUUUGGGAGAGCGCCCUGUGCGAGCGGGAGGCCGACGGAGGCGAUUCGCUGAUGACGGCCACCGAGCCGGCGGAGCGAGUUCGGUGCUUGGCCUGCUUGGGCAGGCACAGGAGGCACGUCUGUGGCCGCACUUUUGCAACGCUGCCGCCGCCUGCAUCCGUGCCGCCGCCUGCGUCCGUGCCGCCGCCUGCGUCCGUGCCGGCGGCUGCGUCCGUGCCGCCGCUUGCGUCCGUGCCGCCGCUUGCGUCCGUGCCGGCGGCUAUGCCUGUACCGGCCUCUUUCCCUCCGCCUCCGGAGGGGUCUGUGCCUGUGCCGCCGCCUCCGCCGGCAGCCGUGCCUGUGCCGCCGCCUCCGUCGUCCCCGGAGCGAGUUCGGUGCUUGGCCUGCGAUGGCAGGAGCACGAAGCACAACUGCGGCCGCAGCUUUGCGAUCAAGGCGGCGGCGAUGUCCGCUCCCAGCGGGAUGGCGGCCCGCCCGGUGUGCGGCGCGUGCGGAGAGGAGAAGCUGGCGUCUGCCUCCUCGCAGCAGCAGCUAUCCCAGCAGCCCGCACGCCGCUGCACGGCUUGCGUGCGGGACAGCGCGUGCAGCAGCGUGGCAGCAGAAAGUGAGGGCUUGCGCCUGCACCUCUCGAGCAGCAACGGAACCGGGUACAAGGGCGUGUUCAAGGACACCUCCAAGCCGACCGUCCGCUUCCGUGCGGGGCACAGCGUGGCUGGCAAGACGGUCAGCCUUGGCAGCUUCGGCACGGCGGUGGAGGCGGCGGCGGAGGGGCUGUGCCUUCACCUCUCGAGCAGCAACGGAACCGGGUACAAGGGCGUGUUCAAGGACACCUCCAAGCCGACCGUCCGCUUCCGUGCGGGGCACAGCGUGGCUGGCAAGACGGUCAGCCUUGGCAGCUUCGGCACGGCGGUGGAGGCGGCGGUGGCGUACGCGCGGUCGGUCGCGGGCGAGGCGCCGGAGCCCCAAGCUCGAGCUCUGUGUCCGACGGUGGUGGCGGAGGCGGAGGGGCUGCAGCUGCACCUGUCCGACAAGACCUCCACCGGCUACAUGGGCGUGCGCGACGAGACCGGCCGCUUCCGAGCGGAGCGCUCUCACGUCCACCUCGGCUACUUCGACACGGCGCUGGAGGCGGCGGUGGCGUACGCGCGGGCGGUCGGGCAGGAGAAGGCUGAGGCCUCGCGGGGCGGCAAGAAGCGGGGCGGCAAGGAGCGGAGCGGCGGUGGCGGUGGUGGAGCUUCGGCGGCCGCCGCGAGCGAGGGAGGGGGGAAGCGUCGCAAGGCGCGCAGCAGCCUCCACGAGGCGUCCGCCUCGGACCUCUUCGAGUCUCGCUUCUCUCCGCUCGGCUCGCCGUCGCUCCGCCUCGCCCCUGCCGUGCGGGCGGCCUUCGACUCGCUGCCGGCGCACGAGCAGGCGCGGCUCGCGGCCUUCCUCCCCGGGCCAGACCGCGAGCCAGCCGCGUGGGCGCAGGCGCUGCGCUCCGAGGCGCUCGCGCAGGCGGAUGUGCUGCGCGUGCGCCGCGCCUCCGCCCUGCGCAAGGCAGAGCGCACGCAGCAGCUCCACCUCGAGCGGCUGAGGCAGGCCGUCGGCGCAGAGGGCGGCGCGGGCCUCGCCCGCUGCCUCAACCAGGCGGCGACCAGCGCCAGCGGGGCGGGCACCGAGCCCGAUCCUGCGCCGCCGGCAGAGCCAGAGGCUGCGGGGGUCGAGGCAGCCGCACUGCCGAGGCUUUGCGCCGCAACGUUCCUGAUGCCGCCGGCGCCGCUGCAGCCGGCGGAGCGGGAAGUCUCCGAGCGCGCCGCCGCGCCAGUCGUGACGGAGCGUCCGCCGCAGGAAGGCGCCGAGUUUGCGAUGAGGAACGCGCCGUCGCUGUGGCUGCUCGGGGCCGUAGCGGCCUCGUUCCAGGCGGGCGAGCCAGGCGAGCCAGACGAGGUCGCCGACGCGGACUAG
This is a messenger RNA of Emiliania huxleyi CCMP1516, 2475 nucleotides long. RefSeq lists its product as hypothetical. The transcript is spliced from 3 exons. Bases 1 to 2475 code for a protein of 824 amino acids. The record is from RefSeq and is a predicted model, not a curated record. NCBI's taxonomy places the organism in Eukaryota, Haptophyta, Isochrysidales, Noelaerhabdaceae.